Hymenoscyphus albidus is the source of this 2632-nucleotide messenger RNA. The record is from the annotation of a GenBank genome assembly. NCBI's taxonomy places the organism in Eukaryota, Fungi, Ascomycota, Leotiomycetes, Helotiales, Helotiaceae.
GUCACUGCGAGACUAUCUCAAAACCCCGCGAUUGUCUUGGACUCUCGAUUCUCGACAACCACAGAUUCACAACACCAUGGAUAAAGCAAAAGCGGCCGUCGAUUCCGUCAUCGACGGCGUCAAGAAAGUCGCCGUUAGUGGAGAGAAAAAGCAAAAGCAGAAAGUCAAGAAGGAAAAGGUUGUGGAUAGCGGGGAUGCUGGACCACUUGAACUCAAUCCUCAGCCGCAGUUUCUUGCGGAUCGAUUGCAAUUAUUCGACAAACUCAAGGCCAAGUUCGAUGCCGAAAUUGCUGCCAAACCUCGAGAACCGAUUACCAUUACCCUCGGAGACGGAAGCAUCAAACCAGGUACCUCGUGGGAGACUACACCUGCCGAAAUUGCCAAAGCCAUCUCGAACAGUUUGUUCAAGCGCACAGUAGUCGCCAAGUUAAAUGGAGAUCCAGAGCAACUUUGGGAUUUGGAGCGACCUCUUGAAGCAAGUUGCAAAUUGGAACUGCUCACAUUCGACGACGAGCUUGGAAAGAAGGUGUUUUGGCAUUCAAGUGCGCACAUAUUAGGAGAGGCCUCGGAACGAAGAUUCGGAUGCAGUCUGUGCAUUGGUCCUCCAAUUGAUGAUGGAUUCUAUUAUGAAAUGGGAUUGCCAGAAGGUGGUGCCGUACAGGCAUCAGAUUGGAAGCCAUUGGAGACUUUGGUCACCCAGAUUGUGAAGGAGAAGCAACCUUUCGAGCGACUUGUUCUUACCAAAGAGGAUCUUCUGGAAAUGUUUAGCUACAACAAAUACAAGCAGCAUAUCAUCAAGGAUAAGAUCAAGGACGGAGAAUCUACAACAGUCUACCGAAAUGGACCUCUUAUUGAUUUGUGUCGUGGACCUCACGUACCUAAUACCGGCAGAAUCGAGACCUUUGCUAUCAUGAAGAAUUCGGCAUCAUAUUUCCUUGGCAACAAGGACAAUGACUCUCUUCAGAGAAUUUAUGGUGUAUCCUUCCCUGACAAAAAACAGAUGGCUGAGCACAAGAAGUUUUUGGAGGAAGCCGCUAAGCGCGAUCACCGAAAGAUUGGUAGAGAUCAAGAGCUGUUUUUCUUCCACGACCUUUCACCAGGAUCUGCUAUGUGGCUACCCCACGGAACCCGUAUCUACAACACCAUUCAGUCUUUUCUGAGGGAAGAGUACUGGAAGCGUGGUUACAACGAAGUCAUUACACCAAACAUGUAUAACUCGGAGCUCUGGAAGACAUCAGGUCAUUGGGAUUACUACAAGGAUGACAUGUUUACAUUUGGCUCUGACAAGGAGACAUUUGCAUUGAAACCAAUGAACUGCCCCGGUCAUUGUCUGAUGUUUGACCACCGCGAGAGAAGUCACCGAGAGUUGCCAUGGAGAGUUGCUGACUUUGGUGUUCUUCAUCGAAAUGAAGCUUCAGGUGCUUUGUCCGGGUUGACUCGUGUGCGUAGAUUCCAACAGGAUGAUGCUCAUAUUUUCUGCAGAGAAGACCAAAUUAAAGAUGAAAUCACGGAACUUUUUGGUUUCCUCAAUGCUGUCUACGGCUUACUGGGUUUCACUUUCAAGAUGAAGCUUUCUACACGACCAGAGAAAUACAUGGGCGCAUUAGAGACCUGGAACAUGGCCGAAGACAAGCUUCGUGCCGCAUUGGACGAGUUUGUUGCCAAUGGAGGUACACCAUGGGAGCUUAACGAGGGCGACGGAGCCUUCUAUGGACCCAAGAUCGAUAUCACCAUCUCUGAUUGCUUGAGAAGAGAGUGGCAAUGUGCUACUAUUCAACUUGACUUUCAACUUCCACAAAACUUUGGUCUUGAGUACAUGACAUCCGAGGUGAUUGUAAAACCAAAGGAAGAUCCUGAAGAAGCUGCAGCUAAGGCUAAGGCAGAGAAGGCUAAGAAGGAAGAAGCUAAGAAAGAAUCAGAAGUACCAGGCGCGAAGAAGGAGAGAGUCAUUAAGCCUCUCACUCCUGGAUGUGCCCGUCCAGUCAUGAUCCACCGAGCUAUUGCUGGAAGUAUUGAGCGAUUUACCGCAAUCUUGACAGAGCAUUUCGCUGGAAAGUGGCCUUUCUGGCUCAGUCCUCGACAAAUCUUGAUUGUACCUGUUGGUGUUGGAUUUUACGAGUACGCCAAGGAGGUGCAAUCAGUCUUCAAAGCACAACACAUGUUUGUGGAUGUUGACCUUAGUGGCAACACUCUACAAAAGAAGAUCCGUACAGGACAAUUGUCUCAGUACAAUUUCAUCUUUGGUUAGUUGUUUCAACCCAUGCUUCAAUAUACUCGCUAACAAAUUAUCUAGUUGUUGGUGAUCAAGAGAUGACUGGAAGAGAAGUUAACGUUAGAAACCGUGAUGAUACAUCAAGUCAAGAUAGAGGAAAGCCAGUCCCAUUGCAAGAGGCAAUUGAAAAGCUUACUGCGCUGAGAGAUGAGCGAAGAAGCGAUAACCCCUUUCCAGGAGAUGCCAAGGCUGAACCCAAAGCUUGAGGAUCUUCUGAGUGUGGAGUCGCGAUAAAAAUGCAUUUGCAAUGUUUCUGAUGAAUGAAUGGAGAUAUAUACCGUCAUUAUGGGAUAAGCAUAUGUGUAAAUGAGAUAAUUAUGAUGAAUGAGACACAAUGAGCACAUUUAUGGUUGUUGAAAA